This is a messenger RNA of Camelina sativa (false flax), 884 nucleotides long. RefSeq lists its product as uncharacterized. The record is from RefSeq and is a predicted model, not a curated record. Lineage: Eukaryota; Viridiplantae; Streptophyta; Magnoliopsida; Brassicales; Brassicaceae.
UGAGGAAUUAGGCAAAUACGAUACUGCAAUAUGGAAAUGUCAUAAAUCACAUAUGGUAACGGUUGAUUAAAAAGGUAAUCGAAUAAUAAUAAAAAACACAUUUGUUGGAAAAAAUUCAAGAAAACGUUCGUCGAUUCCAUCGCCGACGCUUCAACUCGGUGACAUAUGUUGUUCAGAUACAGAGUCAUAUGCGAGCAGUAGAAUGGAGGAAGAGGCUGUGGAAUCGAGGAAGAGUAGGAAGGAGCAAGAAAGGGAAAGGCGUCGUCUAAGAGACAGAGAAAGAAGACAAUCUAUGAGCCAAGAUGAGAGAGAAAACCAUUUGGCUAGGCGCCGCAAAAACUAUCAGCUGCGAAGGCAGAGAGCUGAGAUCAACCGUCUUGACUCUCAGAUCCAACCAAUCACUGGAGGCAGCCAGGGAGCAGUGAAUUCACCGCCUGAUUCUGGAGCCAGCUUGGUUGAGUCGUCUGAUCAGAGUGUGGGAAUACCAGUGGAGGAGCUGGCUAAAAUGAUGGGAACUAUAAGGCUGAGCCGUCUGAAACAUCUGGCUAGGACCUUGAAUAAGUCCAGUACUAAUGGUGCAGAGUCAAGCAACACAGGAGCAUCAGAUGCAAAGACAAGAUGUGCAAUAUCAAGUGGGCUACGUUUGAGUCGGAUGAAACGACUGGUAAGAUCAAAGGGCCAGCAAGAGGGGUCGUUGUCGCAUUCCCAAACGACGCAAGAACCUGAGCUUCAAUAGAGUGUAUAACGUGAACGAGAAACCUCAUCAAUAAGUGUUUGUAAAAGUGAACCUAAUAUUGUUUUGGAGAUGCAUCUAGAAAAUUCACCAUAUUUUGUUUUCAAAUUCAAAUACAAAUGGGAAUACAUCACAUUCUUCAAUUUUUUUU